Vicia faba (fava bean) is the source of this 1134-nucleotide messenger RNA. NCBI's taxonomy places the organism in Eukaryota, Viridiplantae, Streptophyta, Magnoliopsida, Fabales, Fabaceae. The record is from the annotation of a GenBank genome assembly.
AUGGAGAAUGAAUGUAACUGGGAGCAAAACACACUCAUCAAUGAACUAAUUCAAGGGAUGGAUGUCGCGAAGAGAUUGAAGGAAGAGUUGAGAACACCGUAUUCCAUUGACACGAGGGAGUUGCAGAUGCAGAUGAUACUAUCUUCUUACGAAAAGGCUCUGCGAAUUCUAAGAAGUAAUGAAUCAACUUCUAAGUCACAGACUGUGAGUCCAGUCAUAACUUCGUUACCUCAGUCUCCGGUGUCUACCAAUGGGAGUCCGCUGAGCGAGGACUUUGAUGCGACCUUUCAAGAUCGCAAAGACGUUAAAAACAAAUCAAAGAAAAGAAAGGUUGGGCCCAAAUGCAUUGAUCAGAUAAGAGUGAGCUGUGAAAGUGGCCUUGAAGGACCGCACGAAGACGGCUUCAACUGGAGAAAAUAUGGUCAAAAAGAUAUCCUUAGUGCUAAACAUCCAAGAAGCUACUAUCGGUGCACCUUCCGCAACACACAGAACUGUUGGGCGACGAAGCAAGUGCAGAGAUCAGAUGAAGAUCCGACAAUAUUUGACAUAACUUACAGAGGAAAACAUACAUGUUCUCAGGGAAACAAUGCCAUUGUGCCAUACAAGCCACAAGAGAUUAACAAUGCCAUUGUGCCAUACAAGCCACAAGCGACUAACAAUGCCAUUGUGCCAUACAAGCCACACAAUCAAAAUAAUGAUAUUCACCAGGCACGACAAUCACAAGAGCGCUUUUCAAACUUCAGCAACACCUUGAAUGUGCAAACGGAGAACCUUGGAAACCAAGAAAUGGCACGUCCUUUCACCUUCCCUUCCACUUCAUUUGGAUACACAGCGCAAGAAAACCAAAGCUGGGUUCCCUCAACUUUAGAGAACGAUUCAUUCUUGAGCAGCCUGUUCCAAACACACUUGUUAUCUCCAACAACACCAGAAUCAAACUAUUUCUCAUCUCCAACUUUCAACAUGAACGAUUUUGAUGGGUUCUAUAGCAUGCCUCUUUCAGAAUCCGAUAUUCCGGAUAUCAUUUCCACCAACACGUCAGUCACAAAUUCUCCAAUUCCCAAUUUUAAUUUUCCACUUGAUCCAGUGGAAAUUGAUCCAAACUUCCCAUUCAAUACUCCGGGAUUUUUCUCAUAA